GUCGGACCUAGUCGGAGUUCACGUCGUCUAUACCGCCGCGGUACAAAAAUGUACCACCGGCAUAACCAUAAUUAACCGCCACUCACCACACUCACCGGCGCGGCCGGCCGCCAGCAAGUGCAAGGUGCAGCUGGGAAGUGGCAACCGCUAACCGUGAUCGUGAACCGCCAACCGCGGGCUCCGGCAUUCGCGUUCCGUCCGUCGACCGGUGAGAACGWGCUGCAUCGCGUACUCCGUGUUGGCCGCCGCGAUUCGUGCGUGUUCCGCGACCAGUGAUAACGGAGUGCGCCACUGAUAACGAACGCGCCCCGCGAUAAUAACAACUUCUGUCGAUAAUAAUAUUAUUAUUAUUAUUGCAUUAAUCUGCAUAUUGUUAUUAUUAUAAUGGUAUACUAAUAUUGUAGUAAUAUCAGACGUCAGUAUUUAUAUCGCAGCAGCAGCGGCGGCUGGUCGACGGCCGUCUGUUUAUUGCCGAAAAUGUGACCGGCCGACCGCGGUGGAACUAUGUCCAGAAAAACCAAACGAUGGCUGUUACAGUUGCAGAUAUUACUCGCCCUGUUAGCGCUCGCAUCGUUCGUUUUCUACCAACAGGUGGGAAUCUCCGGAGGCAAUGUGCUCACUCCCGGACAGCAACAGCAGCCAAAAACAGUAAGCAACCCGACAAACUAUUCGACUUUGGAAAGAAAAUCAUUUCAACGCCUUUUGCCUGUCAAUGAUGAUCUAUUAGAUAAAGUGUUCAUCACCGUAAAAACUACUGGGAGAAAUCACUUGACCAGAUUGCCUGUAAUUAUAAGGACUUGGUUUCAACUUGCAAAAAAACAGGUCAUUAAACGUGCGCUGUGCUGUAAAAUGUCUGUCGAAUUGGACGUGUUCCUUGAAACGAAAAAAAAGUGGUUUUGUCACGUAGAUGACGACAACUAUGUUAAUGUUCCGGCKUUAGACGAGUUAUUGAAAAUGUAUAAUCCAAUUGGAGAUUGGUAUUUGGGACGUACUAGCACUCCAAAACCAUUACAAAUUCGCGCCAAAUCCCAAAAAACUACAUUUUGGUUUGCUACUGGAGGUGCUGGAUUUUGUUUGAGUCGUGCAUUAGUACUUAAAAUGGCACCAAUAUCUGGGAAUGGAAAGCUUAUGGCAAUUGGGGAUCGAAUAGGUCUUCCAGAUGACGUCAGCGUCGGAUACGUWAUAGAACAUUUGUUAAAAAUACAACUGACCCGAGUGGAACAAUUUCACUCUCACUUGGAACCAAUGAGACUUAUAAAAAAAGAUUUAUUCAACGAACAAUUGACAUUCAGUUAUUCCUUGGACAAUGAGCCGAACACGGUGGACGUGGAUGGGUUCAACGAAAUAACCGAUCCUACCAGAUUUCUUUCACUGCAUUGUUUUUUGUUUCCUGAAGCUUCGUGCUGUGUCGAAAAAUGAAAAAUACACCGCUAAUCGUAUUAUUGUUCCAGAGACAUAGUGAGAGUUAAUAAAAUCAAAUUUAGUGUCGUUUAGUAACAUUUUGCUCGGUAUUUUUGAAGUUUUUGUCUUGUUUGGCCUAACGUUUUAUUAAUCUGAAAUACGAAAACCAUUAAUCAUAAGGUCUUCAGAAUGUGCAUGUCAUGGUUGGCCAGAAGGUGGGAAACCGUCAUAAUAGUAUAUAGUGACUAAUAUUCGUGUGCUUACAGUUGGAUACUCAAUUCCCAUAAUGUGCCCGACGAAUGACAGGACUGAUAAAACUCCCUCAUUACUAUAUCGUUUGUUACGAUAACAACAUCAACAAAGUAUAUUUUCGAUUAAUCUUAAGCUUAUGAUUGUCCAAAUCAACUUAAUAAUAAAUACAGCGCAUUAUAGGAUUUCUUUGAUAAUUUUAGUUUUUCCAUCUCGAACCCAUCAUUGUAUUUCGGGUGUUAAUAUCGUAAUAAUUGAUGAUUAUUCGAAUGUCAUAUUUUAAAAAAUUUCGGGGAUUUCUUGUUUAAUGACUCCUGAAAGUGUAUCGCGUAGUAUUGAUAGAAGCCGUUAUUGUAACGAUAAAUCAUUGGGAAUUGUGUAUACACAGCUCAAACAACAAAAUUUGUUUUUUAAUCAUUGGUUUAAGUUCGAACCGAUCAUCGUCGUUCAAUGUGUUCCGAGUAUAAUCGUCAUUGAUUAGUCGUGAAAUAAACGGCGAUCUAUCGAGCAGGGGCGCACAAUAUCGGUUCGUAUAAUAUUAUUAUCGUUUAAAUCUACGCCGUUGUUGACGUGUGUUUAUAUUAAACGCAUUAAUAUCGAUUUUUUGUUUUUGUUUUUUAACGCAAGGAAACAGACAAGGUCAUUUUACCUAUGUACACAAUAUUAUAUAGCUAUUAUUAUUAAUAUUAUGUCUACCAUAGAUACCAAUCGUCUGUAAAACGUGCACAGUUAUCUAUUUUCGUUGUACGAACAAUAAGGCCWUCGGUAUUAUCGUGUGUUAGUGUGCGAGAAGACUAUAAUUUUAUCGACGGGACAAAUAGGUAUUGCGUUAUUAACGCCGAAGCGCGUUGAAACAAUAAUAUCAAACUAAAAUGAUAACUCGAAUGUGAAGUCUAUUUACAGUUUGCUCGAGUCUCUGUUGACUGAUAUUGUCUUCGAGAGUGGGCGGAUUACCGACGGCAUACGGCAUAAUGUGUCACCCCGUUGACAAAGUUCUACGAUUUUUUUUAUUGUAAUCAUAAUAGCUAGGCUAAUGCUUACACACCGUUUCUAAGGUUUCCCGCCGCCGCCGCUGUUCAUCGACCCCUUUCGUAUUUUAACGGAAUAUUUCUCAGUAAUAGUCACUUAUAUAUUAUUAUUAAGUGUAAAAUAUAUAAUAAUCAUGAAGUAUAUGAUGUAGACAAUAUGUAAAUAUCGCACGUACGUGCCAAACAGACGGCGGCGCCUUAUCCGACAUGCACGUUAUUUCUGUUUAGUUUUUUCGUCUGUGAUAUUUAAUUGUAAGUCAUUAUUUUUGUACAAACAUAAUUUAUUAUUAUUAUUGCCUAAAUGUAUUAUGAUUU
Molecule: messenger RNA, 2993 nt
Organism: Diuraphis noxia (Russian wheat aphid)
Lineage: Eukaryota; Metazoa; Arthropoda; Insecta; Hemiptera; Aphididae
Gene: fng
Product: Fringe glycosyltransferase
Cellular component (GO): membrane
Molecular function (GO): glycosyltransferase activity
Source: RefSeq, a predicted model, not a curated record